GAAGUGACCAAAAAAAAAAAAAAAAAAAAACAGUUGUGUGUAUAUUCUGUCGUCCUCUCGCCGUGGGAGAAAAAGCCACCAUGAAAGAGAGACAGGGCGUGCUUUGUUGUGCUUAAACACACCAACUGCUCUACGCAUAACACAAAGCAGUGCACGGCCUUUCUCCAGCUUCACUCUGAUGCCGCUUACAGAGUGAAGCGAGCAGGCAUGGACGACAGCUUCGACCGAGCUCCCGGAGCGGGGAGAACCCGACAUUUCCUCGCGGACCCCGGGCUCGCUGGUGACGCCGGGGACGGCGGCGACACCAGAACGACGCUCUUCAACCAGAGGGAGCCGUUGAGACAGCCGCGGACGUCCCCGCCUUUUGCCGAGAACAGCAGCAGCCCGGCCGACGUCAUGGCCGGCGGAGAUUUCAAAAGACAGAGCAAACCCCAACAAAGUGCAAAUGCCAACAGUACGUCUGCCUCCAGAGGUUUUAACGAAGUGGAUUCCUUGGUCAAGUCGUCAAAGCUUUCAGCCAGUGCCCCCGAGUUUGUCCCCUCGACAAUGAACCCGUACGAAGACCCUUCGUUUUAUGAUGACGACGAAAGCUAUUACGGUGAACCAACCUUGGCUGAAACGGUUGCAGACUUCCUUGGCCACCUGAGCUCCUCACCAGGGUCCUUUGAGUCGGAUGUGGAACACAUAACUGGCAUGCUUAACUCUUGGGUUACCACGGAAGAGCUGUUGAACGAGCUGGUGGAACUGAUCUACACUCAGUCUACUGCCAUUCCAAACUUUGCUUACACCGGCGCCAGGCUGUGUAACUACCUGUCCCAUCAUCUCCUUGUCAGCCCGCCAAGUGGCAACUUUCGUCAGCUGCUCCUGAAAAGAUGUCGAACACAGUUCGAACAGAGGGACGCAGCGGUUGGAGGAGACCAGACUCAGAAAAAGUUCCACUCCUUUGUGCUCUUUCUGGGAGAGCUCUAUCUUAACCUGGAGGUAAAGAGCAGCAAAGGACCUCCCAACCGAGCAGAUAUCCUCCUCAUUGCUCUGAAGGACCUAAUGAACAGUCUGUUCUCCAAGCCUGUGGAUGCAAAUCUCAUCUGCGCUGUUAAGCUGCUUAAGCUGACGGGCUCGGUCCUGGAUGACGCGUGGAAAGCGAGUGGAAAACGGCACAUGGAGGAACUGAUCCAAAGAAUAGAAACUAUUCUACUGGACGCCACCUGCAGCAGAGAUGUCAGACAGAUGCUUCUGAAACUGGUGGAGUUGAGAUCCAGCGACUGGGGCAGAGUCCGCGCUGCUGCAGCAGCCAGCAACGCCACGCCAGACAACGACCCCAACUACUUCAUGAAUGAACCUACAUUCUACACAGAAGAUGGGACUCCUUUUACAGCAGCAGACCCAGACUAUGCUGAGAAAUACCAAGAGAUCCUGGACAGGCAGGAAUAUUUCAACGAUCUCGAUGGAGAAAAUGGAAAUGAAAGUGAUUUAUACACCUCCGAAGACGAGAUGGACCCCGAGAUAGAAGAAGCCUUUGAGAGUUUUUGUUUAGAGUCCGAGAAGAAACGGCAACAGUGACGCGAAGAGUGAGAAUCGGUGAGACCCGACAGGCGCUUACUGUACUUUUCCCACUCAACUUGCUGGAAUGUUGAAAAAGGAAAAUGAAGCUAACAUCCGAUAGGUUCAAACUUUCAAUUUACUGCAAACAAGCAUUUUUAACAGAAAGGAGAUGUUCAUAGUUUCACUUCCAACGCAUUUUCUCAGUCAGCGUUGAUUUAGAGAAUGGGGACAAUCAACAGGUUAAAUGUUCGAAAUAUUCAAGUUUUCUUUUUUUUUUUGACAAGAAAGUUCUCUUUGUUUUUAAUUAUUUCAGAAACUUAUUUCCUUAUGCCUAAACUAAAUGCCAAGAGGGAAAAAGUGUGCUGUGGGGAUUGUUUUUUUUUUUUUCUUCUUUUUUUUUUUGAUCUUUUCUGAAAGGCAGAUUCAUCAAAUGUGUGCAUAAUUUGUGAAAUACUAAUGAAUGCCCCCAUGUGCAUAAAGUACAGGCCAUAAAACUCAUUGUCAGAGACGCAUCAUCUUCAUGUAAAAUACACAGUAGAUGGGCGGUUGCUUUAUUACAUAUACAAUGCAUAGACAGCCUUCAUCUUGACUGAUGAGGUCAUAGUGUCUCUUGUCAGAUUGCCAAUAUGUAACACUAUAUUCAAGGCUACUCACAUGUUAAUCUGACCAUUUAAGUGGUCUGGAUAUCUGAGAAAAGCUGCACAGUUUGGAAAAUUAUUAAAAAACAGAUACUUUAAUUUAGUCACAUACUGUGAAGUGAAAAUGGACAAAACUCUUUUUUUUUUAUAUAUAUAUAGACACAUCCUUAUGGGGCUAAAGUCAACAUUUUAAGAAGUAUUCACUUAAAUGACAAAAAUUCAGAGAAUCGGCAUUCAGUGAGACGUAACGGAUUCACAGUUAUCCCAAGACUGAAAGACUGUUUACCAGCAAUCCAUGAAGCUCAUAAAAAGGAAUGUUGUUUUAUAGUUUGUAAAUAUUAUUUAUGGUAUUGUUUGCCUGCAAUAAAUUCUUUAUAAUGUGA
This is a messenger RNA of Anoplopoma fimbria (sablefish), 2563 nucleotides long. It is a transcript of the gene paip1, whose product is annotated as poly(A) binding protein interacting protein 1. Gene Ontology annotation, biological process: regulation of translational initiation. The record is from RefSeq and is a predicted model, not a curated record. Lineage: Eukaryota; Metazoa; Chordata; Actinopteri; Perciformes; Anoplopomatidae. Gene Ontology annotation, molecular function: RNA binding; protein binding; translation activator activity.